AUGCAGACGCCUGCCGUGCUCUCUCUGCUGCUUGUGUGCACGGGCCUCAUGGAAGCACUGCGGCAGGCCCAGGGCCACCCCGUCACUCGACGAGACCUCUUCUCUCAAGAACUGCCCCUGGACAUGGCCCCAGCCUCCUUCGAUGACCAGUAUGCCGGCUGUGCAGCCGCCAUGACGGCCGCUCUCCCAGACCUCAACGAAACCGAGUUCCAGGCCAACAAGGUGUACGCUGAUGGCUGGGCGCUGGCAAGCAGCCGGUGGCAGGACCGCCAGGCCUGGGGACCAGAGUGGGGCCCCAGGCCUACCCGGCUGCCCCUGCCGCCCCCUGGCUUCCGCGAUGACCACGGCGUGGCCCUCCUGGCCUACACCGCCAACAGCCCCCUGCACAAGCAGUUCAACGCCGCUGUGCGCGAGGCGGGCCGCUCCAGAGCCCACUACCUCCACCACUUCUCCUUCAAGACACUCCAUUUCCUGCUGACCGAGGCCCUACAGCUGCUGGGCAGGGGCCAGCAUUCUCCCCAGUGCCGCCAGGUGUUCCGAGGGGUGCACGGCCUGCGCUUCCGGCCGGCGGGGCCCGGGGCCACUAUCAGGCUGGGGGGGUUUGCCUCCGCGUCCCUGCAGAAUGUUGCAGCCCAGCAGUUUGGGGAGGACACCUUCUUUGGCAUCUGGACUUGCCUUGGGGCACCUAUCAAGGGCUACUCCUUCUUCCCUGGGGAGGAGGAGGUGUUGAUCCCCCCCUUCGAGACCUUCCAGGUGAUCAAUGCCAGCAGACCCGCCCAGGGCCCCGCCCGCAUCUACCUCCGGGCCCUGGGCAAGCGUAGCACGUACAACUGCGAGUACAUUAAAGACAAGCAGUGCAAGUCUAGGUCUUGCCGUCUGGGUAAUUCAGCCAUCGGUCAAGGCCCCCCUUCUGCAGUCUGGUCCCUCCUACUGCCGCUCUGGUUCCUUGUCGGGGGAACUUUUCCAUAG
Messenger RNA from Neomonachus schauinslandi (Hawaiian monk seal), 969 nucleotides. It is a transcript of the gene ART1, whose product is annotated as ADP-ribosyltransferase 1. The transcript has 4 exons. The record is from RefSeq and is a predicted model, not a curated record. Gene Ontology annotation, molecular function: NAD+ poly-ADP-ribosyltransferase activity; NAD+-protein-arginine ADP-ribosyltransferase activity. NCBI's taxonomy places the organism in Eukaryota, Metazoa, Chordata, Mammalia, Carnivora, Phocidae. The coding region runs from base 1 to 969 and encodes 322 amino acids.